Drosophila ananassae is the source of this 933-nucleotide messenger RNA. RefSeq names its product glutathione S-transferase 1 (gene GstE11). Gene Ontology annotation, biological process: glutathione metabolic process. Lineage: Eukaryota; Metazoa; Arthropoda; Insecta; Diptera; Drosophilidae. Gene Ontology annotation, molecular function: glutathione transferase activity. Bases 160 to 837 code for a protein of 225 amino acids. The transcript has 3 exons. The record is from RefSeq and is a predicted model, not a curated record.
UCUUUCUAACAAGAGAAAGUAAAUACUUUUAGAAAACUUAAGCUUUUGAAAAGCUUUGAUAACGCCACACAAUCGAGUAGAUUCUCUCGGAGUAGUUAUUUCAUUUUCACCUUCCAGCUGAGUCGGUUGUGUUUUUCGUGUAAAAAAGCUUUUUGGAUAAUGUCGGCCAAACCCGUCCUCUACUAUGCGCCCCGCAGUCCUCCCUGCCGCGCCGUUCUGUUGACCGCCGCCGCCCUGGGCCUGGAGUUGGAUCUACGCCCAGUUAACGUUAAAGCUGGAGACCACUUGUCGGCAGAGUUCUUGAAACUAAACCCACAGCACACUAUUCCGGUGCUAGAUGACAAUGGCACCGUGGUCAGUGAUUCCCACAUCAUCAUCAGCUAUCUGGCGGAUAAAUAUGCACCUGCUGGUGAUGACUCCUUGUAUCCCAAGGACGCGGCGCAGCGUCGCCUGGUGGAUGCCCGUUUGUACUACGAUUGCGGCCACCUGUUCCCGCGCGUCCGCUUCAUUGUGGAGCCUGUUAUCUACUUUGGAGUCGGAGAGGUGCCAGCAGAUCGUGUGGCCUACCUCCAGAGGGCCUAUGACGGUCUGGAGCACUGUCUGGCCAAUGGACCCUUCCUGACUGGCGACCAACUGACCAUCGCGGAUCUUAGCUGCAUCGCAUCAGUGUCCACGGCGGAGGCAUUUGCUCCCAUUGAGGCGGAUAAGUUCCCCAAACUGGUGGAGUGGGUGAAGCGACUGCAGGCAUUGCCCUACUAUGCGAAGAACAACCAGGAGGGUCUCGACAUGCUGGUGGAUUUGGUCAAGGGACUGGUGGCCGAACGUCAACAAAGUUAAUUCCAGGAGAGACGCGGCGGAUGCAUUUCCUUUCAUGCAUUUAUUCAUGGGUUUUUACAUUCUUAAAUAAAUAAAUACUUUGAGCUGUGGCUUAAA